AUGGCUCCCAUCACCGAUUUUGCCGUCAAGGACACUUACCUGUAUCUAGAAGGGUUUGGUAACUACCACUCAUCCGAGGCUCUCCAGGGAGCAAUCCCUGUGGUGAACAACACCCCCGUAAAACCUCCAUACGGGCUUCGCACGGAGCGACUCAGUGGGACUUCCUUUGUUGCGCCGCGCAACCUCACGUUGCAGACAUUCAUGUAUCGCGUUGCGCCAUCUUUGGACCAUGAUCCAUUUGAACCUCUAGAUGCAACCCCUAAAGUGCCGGAUUUCAUAUCUCCCAACUCAUACCUGUGGCCGCAGCUUCCCUCUGAUCCAACAGCUGAUUGGAUUUCUACACAAAAGCUCCUGGCCAGGAAUGGUGAUCCUAUGCGGAAAGAGGGUCUUGCUAUCUGGACUUGGAGCGUGUCACAAGAUAUGAAACCGAGAACAGCUUUCUGUUCAAUCGACGGUGACGUGCUCAUUAUUCCCCAGGCGGGUUCUCUUGAUAUCCAGACGGAAAUGGGCAAGUUGUUGCUCAGGCAGAACGAAAUUGCUUUGAUCCCUCGAGGGAUACGGUAUCGUGUCACAUUACCCGCGGGUCCAGCUCGAGGCUACCUAUGCGAGUUAUUCCAAGGCCAUUUUCGUCUUCCGGAACUUGGCCCUGUAGGUAGCACUGGACUCGCCAACACCCGAGAUUUUCAAAUACCUGUGGCCUGUUUCGACGGGAGUAUCCAAGACGGAGUGGCUGUUUCGAACGAUGCGGGGACAAAACACACGAUCGUGACACGUCAGAAUGGUCGGCUAUGGCAAUGUGAACAAACGCACACGCCUUUUGACGUUGUAGCUUGGCACGGCACAAAUUAUCCCUUCAAAUAUGAUUUGGCCAGGUUUUGUGUCAUGGGAAACUUGCUCUUUGACGAACAUGAUCCAUGCCUUUACACUGUAUUGACUGCACCCUCUCACGGCGAACCGGGCCAUUCGGUAGUUGAUUUUGCUAUAAUCCCACCGCGUUGGAUGGUAUCUGAAGAUACCUUCCGGCUGCCCUACUAUCAUCGGAACACCAUGUGCGAGUUUUUUGCCCCUAUAAUCAACUCUCAAGACAAGGAGUAUCCUUUUAAUGGGGGAGCUGAGUUCAAACCUUUGGGUGCAGGAUUGCAUGGCAGCAAUGUGAUUCAUGGACCUACUGAAAAGAGCUUUCAAGAUGCUAGAAAAGGCUCGGAUGCCCCUGAAAAGGUUGACAAUCUGGGUAUUACAAUUUUCCUACUUGAGACGGAGAAGCCAUUAUACCUAAGUGACUGGGCCGCCAAAUUAGCAACUGAGGCCGCAGCUAAGGCAAGAUCCAGAGUUCCAAAAAACAACAAAUUGUGA
Clonostachys byssicola is the source of this 1353-nucleotide messenger RNA. Lineage: Eukaryota; Fungi; Ascomycota; Sordariomycetes; Hypocreales; Bionectriaceae. The record is from the annotation of a GenBank genome assembly.